GGGGCGGCGGGGGGGGGGGGAUAGUAAAUUACGUACAACGAUCGCCUUAACUUAAAGCUAUAAUAGCAAACGCAGUUCAUGUGAAUUACGCAUGUGUUAACUUCCCCUAUUGUUGCCGAUAUUAACAUGGACGCGAGUAGUGUGAGAGUUUGCUUAAGAUUUGCUGGAAGUUUUGUCGUAAAACAAAAGAUUUAUUUCUUCGUAUUCAUAUAAAAAGGUUCAUAUCAAAACUUAACUACAGUUAAAAACGAAAAAAAGAAAGAAAAAAGGAGAGAGAGUUCGAGUUUUGCUGUUCUCUCCCUGCAUCGCUUGAAUGCGUGUAUGAUAGAGAUAGAAGAAUACUAUAUAGUACGAGCAGUUUCACUGACACUAAACAGUCGUCGCACCAGACCAACGACUGUCCAAGUACCGACAAUAUAACAAGACAAUAUAACAAGACAAUAUAACAAGACAAUAUGCAGCUGAACACUCUGCUAUACGCCGCUUUGCUCCCAUCGGUUGUAUUUGGGUGCAAACCGUGGAGGUACAUCCAGAGCGAAGGGUGUUGCUUCAAAAAUGUUGCCGUUUGUACCCGUUGGAUGGGUACAUAUGCAGGCUGCAAUAGCAAUACCCCUCCUCCACUUUGCAGUGACAAAGUGUUGGCCAAGUGUGCAGCAGACUGUUGUCGCACGGACGGCAAGCCGAACCAAAAUGGUGGAAUCUACGGCGACAAAUGCGGUUAG
Molecule: messenger RNA, 722 nt
Organism: Cadophora gregata
Lineage: Eukaryota; Fungi; Ascomycota; Leotiomycetes; Helotiales; Ploettnerulaceae
Exons: 4
Coding region: 456-722 (88 amino acids)
Source: RefSeq, a predicted model, not a curated record